Molecule: messenger RNA, 1083 nt
Organism: Exophiala xenobiotica
Lineage: Eukaryota; Fungi; Ascomycota; Eurotiomycetes; Chaetothyriales; Herpotrichiellaceae
Exons: 3
Coding region: 1-1083 (360 amino acids)
Source: RefSeq, a predicted model, not a curated record
AUGGGUGACGCCGGCCUCCCACGAUCGCUCCAGGAGAGCCUGGACAACACAAAAGUCUCGUAUGCCCAGCUGGGCAAGUCGGGCCUUCGGGUGUCGAUUCCGAUCCUGGGCGCCAUGUCUUUCGGCCAUAAAGAUUGGCAACCCUGGGUGAUUGACGACCCCUCGGAAGUGGACAAACUCCUCAAGGGCGCGUACGACCGCGGCCUGAACACCUGGGACACGGCGAACGUGUACUCGAACGGCGUGUCCGAGCAGAUGAUCGGCGAGACGAUCAAGAAGCACAAGAUCCCUCGGCACAAGCUGGUUCUGCUGUCCAAAUGCUUUGGCACGGUCGGCGAGGAGCCCGGCGUCGUGCACAUCAAGUACCCCGAACAAAUCAAGCGCAGCAAGGACUACGUCAACCAGGGCGGGUUGAGCCGCGCUGCCAUUUUCAAUGCCGUCGACGCCAGCCUCGAGCGCUUGGGCACGACCUAUCUGGAUCUGUUGCAGAUUCACAGAUUCGACAAGACGGUGCCGGUCGAGGAGACGAUGAAGGCACUGCACGAUCUGGUGCAGAGUGGGAAGGUUAGAUAUAUUGGUGCCAGUUCAAUGUGGGCGUACCAAUUCGCGCAGAUGCAGCACGUCGCCGAGAUCCACGGCUGGACCAAGUUCGUCUCCAUGCAGAACCACUACUCGCUCUGCUACCGCGAAGAGGAGCGCGAGAUGAACGCCUUCUGCCACGAGACCGGCGUCGGCCUGAUCCCCUGGGCGCCCCUGUACCGCGGCCUGCUGGCCCGGCCUUUGGGCUCCGCUUCGACGGCCCGCGAGGAGAGCAUGAAGGGCAACCCCAUGUUCGGCGGCGUCGACGAACAGGACGCCAACAUCAUCAAGCGCGUCCAGGAACUCGCCGACAAACACGGCUGGAAAAUGAGCCACGUCGCGCUCGCCUGGAUCAUCCAGAAGGGCACAAUCCCCAUCGUCGGGUUCAGCAAUCUCGGCCGUCUGGAGGAGGCCGUCGCCGUCAACGGGAAGACCCUGACCGACGAGGAGAUGAAGUACCUCGAGGAACCGUACCGGCCAAAGGCUAUUGUGGGACACUCGUGA